Rhopilema esculentum is the source of this 5722-nucleotide messenger RNA. Its product is annotated as ubiquitin carboxyl-terminal hydrolase 32. Lineage: Eukaryota; Metazoa; Cnidaria; Scyphozoa; Rhizostomeae; Rhizostomatidae. Gene Ontology annotation, biological process: protein deubiquitination. The record is from RefSeq and is a predicted model, not a curated record. Gene Ontology annotation, cellular component: Golgi apparatus. Gene Ontology annotation, molecular function: calcium ion binding; cysteine-type deubiquitinase activity.
UGACACGUGACCCGGUGUAGAAGGAAUCAAAACAUGGCGACAGAAUUGUGACGAAGACGAUGUAUAAAUACGUGCUUGACGCAUGCAGUUUAAAAUCAUGAAAGGUUGACAAUUAAUUAUGUGCUAGAAAAGAUUUAGUUUCGUUAUACAUGCUCAUUAAAGAAUGGGAUUGAAAUAUUCGAAGUUUGGGUUUCUGCCAUAUGAAGAAGCUGUGAAAAGAGUGAGAAGUGAUGAGCUUGAUCGCAUCAAACUGGCAUUUAAAAGAUUUUCAGGAAAUUCCAGUUUGAUGCCUAAAAACACAUUUAUCAACGACAUACUUGGAGAUGUUAUUGGAAAAAGACUUGCAGAGCAUCUGUACAUGUCAUGUGGAGGCACAAACAAGGGAAUCGGAUUCAAAGAUGUGCUUUGCACUCUUGUUAUGAUAACAUCAGGCUUUGUUGAGGAAAAAGUAAAAUUUAUAUUUGGAAUGGUAUCAGUUGAUGGCAAUUAUGUAACUAUAGAAGACCUGGAAAAUUUCCUUAAUGUCUGUGAAUGUCAAACACUUCCAAAAUGUUUGCAGCAUCUCAUGGUCAGGGGAGAAAAAUUCACUUAUGAGGACUUUUAUGACUGGAUCCUUCAAAAUGAAAACUUCUGUGAUGUAUCAAAAUGGCUCUUGUCUGAGCAAAGGGGAAAUCGUGGAGUUAAACUGUCCAGUAUUGAUGAUACUCCCUCAUUUUAUCAAUGCUUGGAAAUGAAUACAAAUUUUUGUCAAAAUGAUCUGAUAGAAUUGGAAAAGCGUUAUUGGUCAUUGAAAAAUUUUUCAAUGAAUGGUAGAUUUGACUUGACUACACUUACAAAGCACAUUUCUCCACCACUACCACAAUCUCUUUGUAGUGGUUUCCUUCGGGCAAUGGAUGAAAACAGGGAUGGUCAUGUUGAUUUUAAGGAACUUGUCCUUGGAAUAUUUGCCUGUUGCAGGGGAACAACUUGUGAAAGACUCACAUUUUGCUUCAAAAUGUUUGAUCACGAUGGUGAUGGAAUUUUGUCACAAGAGGAAUUAAAUGAAAUGGUGCAUGGCUUAAUAGAAACGUGUGAGCUGGUGCCAAAUCAGGGUUUGUCAACAGAUCCAAACGACUUACUCAACGCUAUAAUAAAGGACAAGACUUCUCCUCAGAUGACUCUAAACGAUUUUUUUCCUUGGGCGUCGAGCAACAAAUAUCUUCAUGAGUUGUUGCUGCUGUUAUCUCAGAUCUGCCACAUAAUUUUUGGACUAAGACCGAGCACAAGAGAAGAGGAGGGUUUCAUCAUAAGGAGAUGGAUAGAGCGAGAGCAAAGAAAGGGCCUCACGUUGGGUGCCCUGUACUACCUAAUUGCAUCAUCAUGGUGGUGCACAUGGCUUGAUUACGUAAACCAGAAGAGCCGGAGAACGAGUUCAACGACAAUAUCGCCAAGAUCAUCAUCAUCAUCAACAAGUUCAACUCAAAGCACUUGGGUUGACAUUGACACGAAAGGAUACGACUCAGCAGACAGCGGCAGUUCUCGUAUGCCCGUAAAACCUGUUGGGACAGCUUCGAAAAGGUCCACAUCAACCACCACCCAAGUGCAAGUAGAGCCGUCUGGAGAACAACAUGAUUUUAGCAACGGAAAGAUGCUACAUUUAACUUCAAACACUUUUGUUUAUCCGGGUCAAAUCGACAAUGCUAUUCUUCUUCAACCGAACGACCAAUACAAGCAACCUCCAAAUCUAACUGGUGAAGGCGGGAAACUUAAGCCCCAUUUGACUCAAGGUAGAGACUACGAAGUGUUACCAGAACCUGUCUGGCGAGCAAUUUCCGCAUGGUAUGGUGGCAACGUUGCCCUGCCUAGAUCGGUCAUCAUCGUCAACGAUUCAGAACUGAGCUUGACAGUGGAGCUGUACCCCAUUCAGCUCCAUUUAUAUCGACACGUCACUCCUCCAAAACACACUCCUCUAUCAUUCCAUUCACUAGGACUGUCAAAUUUUUCUUUUCAUUCACAAUCGCAAAGCCAAGCACAACCACCAAUACCAGUACAGCCCAAGAGGUGCCUGAUGUACUAUGGGUCGUUCAGCAGAAAAAACACACUCAAACAGGUUCAAGAUUAUAUUGGCAUGAGGCUUAAAAUCCGGCCAGAUGACCUUCGGCUUUGGGAUUUUACUGACCAUAAUCUACCCGUGUUGCUUGAGGAGGAAUCAAGAACUCUAGAAGAUUAUAAAAUCAAAGAUGGCCACCGUGUACUUAUCGAAAUCAGGAACAGGGACAUGAGUUGGCCAGAAGAGAUGAAUUCGUUAGUAGCAACAAAAAACUUUCGAGAAAGAUCAAACACCGGCCCACUUGUGAAGGGAGCAACUGGAUUGCAUAAUCUUGGAAACACGUGCUUUAUGAACUCGGCGAUUCAGUGCAUUAGUAACACUUACCCAUUGACCAUGUAUUUUCUUGGCAAACUGCAUCUCUUCGAACUAAACCGAACGAAUCCUCUUGGAUUGAAGGGAAUUCUCGCAAAACGAUACGGUGACCUUGUUUACGACUUGUGGAAUGGACUAUAUCGGAGCAUCGCACCAGUCAAGCUAAGGUGGACAAUUGGUAAAUAUGCACCACAAUUCAAUGGAUUCCAACAGCAUGAUGCUCAGGAGUUGCUUUCAUUUUUACUGGAUGGUUUACAUGAAGAUUUAAACCGCGUUCACGACAAACCAUACAUCGAACUCAAAGACAGUGCUGGUAGGCCAGAUAAAGAAGUUGCGCAAGAGGCCUGGGAAAACCACAGAAAAAGGAACCAGUCGAUCAUAGUGGACUUGUUUCAGGGCCAGUUGAAGUCGCAAGUAAGAUGCCUGGCUUGUGGCAACAGCAGUGUUCGAUUCGAUCCGUAUACUUUCCUUUCAUUGCCAAUUCCAAUGGAAAAUUCGCUUCAUCUCGAAAUAACUGUAUUUACCCUGAAUGGAACUUCUCCCGUUCGCUAUGGAUUGCUUUUAUGCAAUGAAGCGACGGUCAAGACUCUGAAACUACGGCUUGGUGAAUUAAGCGGAAUCCCAUGCGACCAGCUUGUCAUUGCUGAAACAUUCGGAGCAGUUAUAACGGCCUUAUUGCCAGAUUCAAAGAAAUUGCGAGAAAAUGUCACUGGAAUAUUGUAUGCUUAUGAAGUGAAAGCCCAGGCUUCGAUUUUAGAGAUACCUUCAAAACUGCCUGUCAGGCAACGAGCAAGUUCACCUGCAAUUUUGGAAACAUCGGCAGAGGCUUUGUCUGCAACUACACAAUUAUCAGAGACAUCUGUGCUAGGAGGAUCGCCAAGUAAUGGAAACGUAUUGCAACUCAAAGCCCAAAGAUCGCCUAAAAACUCAUUAAAAUCCCCAAGAAAAUCAAGGAUUAUGCCUUGGAGGUUCGAAAAGAAGUCCAACGGAAUAACACCAACGCAAAGUGAACAUAAAGAAGCUACUGUUUCGAAUGGGUAUCUCCGACCCAACUUGCAAAGUAGCUCAUCUGAUAAUCUCCUGGACGGGAAUUGCUCGUUUGACUCAAGCGAUCCAUUGGCUCAAAAAAUCGUUAUCGUGAUGCACAGAAAAAUGGUGCAAAUGGAUGCAUAUUUUUUGUCUUGGCAAAAGUUUCGUCCUACCUUAUUCGGGGUUCCUUUGUUGAUAAGCUGUAGCAAGACCACCAAACGAAGAGACAUUUAUGAGGACGUUUGGCGGGAGAUCAAAAGGUUCGUCUCAACACAAGCUUCAGAGAGGAGAAACAAUUCUGAAAAUAAAAGAUACCCAUUCGAACUCAAGUUUGUUCAGCGAGAUGGACAGUUCUGUUCCUUUUGUCCAUGGUAUAAAUUUUGUCGAGGCUGUAAGCUGUUGUGCGACGGAGAACCUCUCGGUGACGUAGCAGGACAAUUAGCAAUUGACUGGGACCCGACAACCUUGCAUUUGAAUUACCAGCAAGGACAGGAACGAGCGUUUAUCCAACACCCCAGUCUGGAAGAAAGCAUGCGAUUACUGAGAGAGCCGAUCAAUAUCGAUCAGUGUUUGAGAGAUUUCACGAAAGAAGAGGAACUGGGUGACGAUGAAACAUGGUAUUGCCCUGAAUGCAAGAAACAUCAAAAAAUAGCCAAGAAGUUCAGUUUAUGGACUUUGCCUCCAAUUUUGAUAAUUCAUAUUAAAAGAUUUCAACUGCUGAAUAACCGGUGGAUUAAGUCAAAUAAGAUCGUGAAAUUCCCGAUGAAAAAGUUCGAUCCUUCUUCGUACUUGGAAGAACGGGACAGGCGGAAAAGAAAUCCAUCUGAGCGACGGGCGGGCAAAAUUCUUAAUGUCCGGGCGUCCGAUAAAACAGCGGAAAACCCAGUCAAUGGUUCUACUUCAACAUCCGAUAUUGGCAAAGCACAAAAUCAAUUCACAAUCAGUGAAGACAUACUGGCCCUGGAAAUCGACGAAAUCGAAGACUGUUUGAAUGAAUCUGACGAUGGGGAUACUGAUAACGACUACAACUAUCGAUUAUUCGCCAUUUCUUGUCACUCUGGAAUGCUCAAUGGCGGACACUAUAUCUCGUACGCAAGGAACCCAAACGAUAAAUGGUACAAAUACAACGAUAGCAGCUGCAAGGAAAUAGACCCAAGUGAGCUGGAAAACGAAUCCCCCUAUUUACUUUUCUUUGAAAAAGAGAACAUCCACAUUUCUGAUUACCUCCCUGACAUCAAAGGAUCAGAUUUGGAGGUGUCUUUAGAUGACGACGAUUUUGACUCAGAAGUUAAAAAAUAUUGCGUCAUUCAAUGAGAAUUUGCUUUUAACUGUCGACAUGUUAGAUGCAUAUGAAGACAAAUAAUAGUAGCCAAUGAAUAUAUAUAUUAUUUUUAAAGCUCGCUUAGUCGCCUUAUAUUUGGUUGCAUUGAGCUUGACACAGUUUUGAAAUCAGAUUGUUGUUGGAGUUUCUUAUGUACCCCCAAAUUUUUCCCUUAUUUGAAGUUAUUAUAGUAUUGAAAGUUAACCCUAGCGCGGUUUUUUGAAUGGUCAUGGAAGUAAAAGUGUAACCUCACACAAGCAUCAUACUCUGUGUAAUUGCUUUCGUACAGGACGUUUCAGUAGAAACUGUCAUUCCCGCAGGUCGGGUAUAACUCAGACCCUUGGGUAUGAAUGAAAUGUCCAAAUGUCGAGCAAUGAUGGUGCUUCGGUUUGAGAAACUAGGGGUUCGAUUCUCCUUCAAGUUCAGCAAAAAUGUCCGUUUUGCUUGCAACGGUGUCCCGUAUUUACUGUGAAAAUUUUUAAUGCUUGCAUUUUGCCAUACAGUCCCAUUAUAUGAGAAACCUAGGCCGGGAGCAUAGUUAGCAGUAUUUUUACAGGGUGAAAACAUCUUAUCAGUUUAAAAUUACAGUGGAAUUAUUGCCUGGAUAUUUUGAUUGGAAAAUAUUUUGUAUUAGUACUUAAAAGAGAGCACGUAAUUGUUGUACUUUGUUAUGAACGAGUGAGUCAGUAGACAGAUGUAUUUUAUGCUCUUACGAAAGCAGAAGCGAUUGUUUGUCUUAGGCCCAUGGCGGAUGGAUUCAUGGCGGACACAAGUUUCCCGAGAGUAACGUUUUCAAUCAAUAUGAGUCUUGAAAUAGAUAGAGAAUUUAAUUGGUUAAGAGAUAUAUCAAUUCAUCAUUUUGUUACACGAAACUUAGAAGUCAUUUUAUGAAAUGAUUGUUGUACGCGGUGAACUUUAAAAUCUGCAUCGAUACAUGUGCUUUGAAAAAAUUAUUUGCUUUUCUUCAAGUA